Apis laboriosa (Himalayan honeybee) is the source of this 1172-nucleotide messenger RNA. RefSeq names its product glutathione S-transferase-like (gene GstS4). NCBI's taxonomy places the organism in Eukaryota, Metazoa, Arthropoda, Insecta, Hymenoptera, Apidae. Gene Ontology annotation, molecular function: glutathione transferase activity. The coding region runs from base 184 to 804 and encodes 206 amino acids. Gene Ontology annotation, biological process: glutathione metabolic process. The record is from RefSeq and is a predicted model, not a curated record. The transcript is spliced from 4 exons.
UGUACACUUUGUGUCUACUCCAUUCAUUUUCAGAAUAAUAAUAGUGUCAAUAAAGGAAUAAUCUAUCAUCAAGUUUCAUAAAAUUUUGUGUACAAUUGAAAUUAGUGAUUAUUAAAAAGGAAAAAGAUAAAAAAGAAGAAGAAAGGUUUAAAAUCAAUCAUUACAUUUCACAGAUUAACGACAAUGGCGAGUUACAAAUUAGUAUACUUCAACGUAAUGGGACUAGGAGAACCCAUCAGGUUUCUUCUUAGUUAUGGAGGCGUCGAAUUCGAGGAUAUUCGCAUAACUCAUUCUUCGGAAGAUUGGAGCAACAUGAAGCCAACGACCCCGUUCGGUCAGCUGCCCACGUUGGAAAUCAACGGCAAAGUUUACUCGCAAACAUUACCUAUUUGCCGUUACCUGGCCAAACAGUUUAAUCUGCUUGGCAAAACUGAUUUGGAUACGUUGCAGAUCGACGCGAUCGCGAGCGCUCUUUACGAUUUCAGAUGGCUGACAAUAUCGUCUUAUUAUAGAGAAUCCGAUCCUGUUUUAAAAGCGAAGAAGAAAGUCGAUGUAAUGACAAGGGUGAUACCGUUUUACUUGAAUAAAUUGGAGGAAUUGGCAAAGAACAAUGGAGGCUAUUUGCAUGGUGAUAAGUUGAGUUAUGCUGAUCUGUUUUUCGUCGGCAUCUCAGAUUCGCUGAAUACGGCUUAUGAAUCGGAUAUCACGAAUGACAAGCCCUAUCUAAAAUCUCUGAAGCAAAAAGUAUUGGCGAUUCCAAAUAUCAAAGCUUGGGUGGAAAAAAGACCAAAAUUGGAAUUUUAAUGAUCGAUAUAUAUAUUUUUUUUUUUGACGUUUAUAAUGUAAAAAGUGUGCAUUUGUGUAUUGUAUAAAUAUAACGAAAGCUCAAAUUCAAAUAUUAGAAUUGCAUUUUAAUUGUUGCGUAAAAUGAUAAUUCAAAUUUGGCGGUAUUGCAUAUGGUCUGCUAACUUACCAGCUGUUGUUUGCAUAUUUUAAUGUUUAAUCUUUAAUGAAUAUACGAUCAUUAAAUAUACAAUCAUGAUAAACUAAUAAUAUUAAUUAAAAUUACAUUUAAAAUGCAAAUGAAACAAAUAUUGUAAUUGAAAAUAUUUGAAAAUGUUCAAAUGUUUCCGUUUUCGAUGUCUAACAAGUGGCCUAGUAACCUAAUUGAA